AGGGUGAAGCGCCGCACAUCCUUCUACCUGCCCAAGGGGACCGUCAAGCACCUGCACAUCCUCUCGCACACCCGCGCCAGCGAGGUCAUCGACGCCCUCCUCCGCAAGUUCACCGUCGUCGACAACCCCCGCAAAUUCGCCCUCUUUGAGAGGUCUGAGAAGGAUGAGCAAGUGCUGGCUGGCCCCAGUGAGAAGGUGCUCAGCUUCGUCCUGAAGGAGAAUGAGACCGGGGAGGUGAAUUGGGACGCCUUCACACUGCCAGAGCUGCACAACUUCCUGCGCAUCCUGCAGCGGGAGGAGGAGGAACACGUGCGCCGGCUGCCGCACC
Tauraco erythrolophus (red-crested turaco) is the source of this 328-nucleotide messenger RNA. The record is from RefSeq and is a predicted model, not a curated record. Lineage: Eukaryota; Metazoa; Chordata; Aves; Musophagiformes; Musophagidae.